Molecule: messenger RNA, 4968 nt
Organism: Chaetomium fimeti
Lineage: Eukaryota; Fungi; Ascomycota; Sordariomycetes; Sordariales; Chaetomiaceae
Exons: 13
Coding region: 1-4968 (1655 amino acids)
Biological process (GO): electron transport chain; tricarboxylic acid cycle
Molecular function (GO): flavin adenine dinucleotide binding; oxidoreductase activity, acting on the CH-CH group of donors; phosphatidylinositol binding
Source: RefSeq, a predicted model, not a curated record
AUGGCUUCCGAUAAUACGUCGAAGUCCGGCGAGGUACAACCUGGCCAGACCAUGGAACUCCCGGUGCGAACAGCUGGAGCAUCGGCACCUGCGCCAAACCAGAGCCUAACAGGAAAACAAGAGCACUACCUAAAGCGCGAACUCGUGUCGGAGCAAGUGAAGUGGGAGGUAUCGGAGCUUAACUCGCCCACCGCGCUACGACGGUUUGGCGCACCGUUCAAAUCCUCGUUCGGGGAGGUCUCCCCGCUUGAUUCCGAGCUGCCGAUCCUGAGAUACAUCUUCGUUCACCAUGUCCGCGAGUUUCCGUUCCUCGACAAGGCGAAGGAGAAGGAAUUCUGGCAAGACAAGCUACAGGUGUUCCUCGAGUCAUUUGCGAGCAAAAACAUAUCGUCUUCGGAAGACCGCUUAGAGGAGACUAAGCGAAGGAAGCUAGCCACCAAGGCGAAGAAGAUGGUAGAGCUGAUGAUGGUAUCGGGAAUUCCGACAUCCUCCGGGUUCGAAGAGAGAAUUAGGUUUUCCGAGCUCGAGAUUGUCGAUGCCAAUGCGAUCGAUACCGGUGUUCUCUCUACGCUGCCUGAAGGUAACUACUUGAACGGGUGGGAUGUCAACGUCGCUGGCGUCCGGAUCAUCGCCGUCAAGCGGAAACUGAGGCCACAUAAGCAUGCCGAAUUCCUUCUCCGGGUAAGAAGGAAAAAUGCGCAAGAGCAUUUUGUCGGACGACGGUACGGGGACUUUGCGCGUUUACAUAAGAGGUUGCGCACCGAGUUGCCGGGCAAAGUCCUUCCACCACUCCCCCAGAAGAACAAGUCACAUUCGACAGCGCCCAGUAUCAUCGGCAGCCAUAGUGGGAAUAACUCCGAGACAUCGUCCAUCUCGUCCGUCUCAACCCAGGUCCCGCCCAGUCCAGUGCCCAACGGCCCCGGGCAUCACAGCGAAGCCGUUUCGAGGUUAUUGUCUGUAAAAGGUCAGUUACAUUUCACGUGCCCCGGCUACCAUCGCUCGGGUGACCGAUCUCCUCGAAAUUCUGUCGAUGGCAGGCCGUUAAGCCCCGCGCUCCUGAGUCCCAAACCCCAAGAGACUGUCGUGAUAUGGCGAGAGAGCCAAAGAAUCUCACUACGCGCUUUUCUGCGCACCCUCUUGCACAACCCUCAAAUCGCCAGUACAAAGGCCAUGGAGGAGUUCCUAUCCGCAGACCCGGUAACACUAAGUGACGAGGAUACCGACGACAUUGUGCGCCGAAAGCACGUGGACAAGAAGCGGGUGGAGGAGCAGAAGCAGUUCUACGAGGUUGCGAGGAAGCGCGCGGCCGAGCUGGACGUCUACAUGGAACAGUUCCGCCAGGACAUUGUAGAGCGCAACGGCUUGACCAUGCUGUUCCAGGAAAUCCGCGAGAAGGAGACGAUUCAAGACCUGAGCCUACAGUACCAAAAGUUCGCCGAGUGGUUGCGCAUCGAAGUGGCAGCUACCAUCUAUCACCUCUUCCUCGCCGAGGACAACUCGCCUGAGCUGUUCGCCCAGGCGAAGCGGAUUCACUCACUGAUACCCUACACACUCAUCAAAAAUGCAAUCCGGAUAGCCAACCCAGCAGCUGUCAUGUCUAGCAUCCUAGAUAUCUUCCUGGCUCAACCCUUCGGCACUAGGUCUCUGAUGCAGCGCAUAUUCUCUAUGACGCUCCACGAUGGCAUCAGGACCUUCCAGCGAUCGAUCGAUGCGCUGGGUGAUAAGAUCGGGGAUCCCGUUUUCGUCGAGAAACUGAAGACUUUCACAGACGCUGAGGAGCAAAUCAAGGAGGCGAUCAGGGAGGAGGCCAUCAGCGAAGAUCUCGACGUCAUCGUUGCCAUCCUGAGGUCGGAGCUUGUUGGCCCUGCGCUUGAGCCUGAGCAGAUCGGGAAGCUGUACAAUGCCUAUGUGGCCUUCAACAAUGCGGUCGAGAACGUCGAUGAGGAACUCAGACAAGGCGCCCAGCUCUUCUCAUACCUCAAGCAGCUCCAGAAGCUCUACAUUCGACAGAGGGAUAAGGCCAUGAUGUUGAGUCUCAUUGAGGAGCCGGUCACGCUACAGCUGUUCCGGGACCUAUUCACCAUCUUCUACGAGCCUCUCGUCAGAGUGUACAAGUCGGCCAACGUUUACAACAGCGUGACGGACUUUGCCCGCUUUAUCGAUGAUUUGAUCCAGGUCGUCGACAAGUGCCGCGAGCAGGAUGCUUCCGCGGAUCCUAACCAGACAGUGCAAGCCUUCAUCGACCUCUGCCAGCGGCACGAGCACCACUUCUACAGCUUCGUGCACGAGGUGCACACGCACGACAACGGCCUGUUCACGCAGCUGAUGGGCUGGAUCGAGGGCAUCCUCGAGUUCCUCCGGCACGGCCCCACCAACGGCAGCCUCGACAUCAACGCGCUGUUCGAGGGCGCCACCAGCACCGGCGCCGUCGACCGCGCCAAGGCCGUCGCCGAGAUCGACGAGCUGAUCGCCUGGCAGGAGGCGCGCAAGAAGUGGCACCACGACAAGACGCGCCAGAAGAUGGCGGCCGAGGGCGCGCCGGGCGACGCCGAGGGCGUCCCCGGGGGCGCCAUGGCGUUCCAGUCGGCCGACUUUGGCCUCGACCAGGAGGACCUCGCCGAGAUGGGCUACGACGACGACUCCGAGGACGAGGCCCACGCCGAGGAGGAGGACGAGAUGGACCCCAUCGACGCCGAGCGCAAGCGCAGGUCGAGGCGGCAGGACCGGCUGCGCCGCAAUGCCGGCGAGCCCGCGAAGCCCGAGGUGGAGGAGGUGCAUAAGCUGAAGGAGAAUUUCUUGGUGAUGCUGCGGAUGGUGCUGGCUGACUGCCCCACCUGCCUUCCCUCCGGUCUCCCUGCUGAGCGCACUUCGUCUCUUGGCCCACCAGGCGCGGGCCUCGCCGGCAACUCGGGUAAUCAGCCCUCGCUGAUUGGCUCAGCAGCCAACAGCUCUGGUGCAACAACCCGGACUUGGGGCGGGCGAGAGCAACUGCAAGACGCCGUUGCACAUGAAGGAGGCUCAAAUUAUUUCCCUGAUGUCCACCACCUCCCCCUUCAGACCUCGUUAGACGACAAUGGCAUCCUCAAUGGCUUGGAGACGUCUGGCCACGGCGCCGACGCCCGCAUCAUCACCAACGGCGGGCCCCUCCGUGCGAAGGAGGCAUCACCAUUCCUUAGCAGCAAAUACCCGGUCAUCGACCAUGAGUACGAUGCCCUCGUUGUCGGUGCCGGUGGCGCUGGUCUGCGUGCCGCCUUCGGUUUAGCCGAGGCUGGUUUCAACACUGCUUGCAUUUCCAAGCUCUUCCCUACGAGAAGUCACACCGUCGCCGCCCAGGGUGGCAUCAACGCCGCGCUCGGAAACAUGCACGAGGACGACUGGAGAUGGCACAUGUACGACACCGUCAAGGGCUCCGACUGGCUCGGUGACCAGGACGCCAUCCACUACAUGACCCGUGAGGCCCCCGCCUCCAUUGUCGAACUCGAGAACUACGGCUGCCCCUUCUCCAGAACCGAGGAUGGCAAGAUCUACCAACGUGCUUUCGGUGGUCAGUCUCAGAAGUUCGGCAAGGGAGGUCAGGCCUACCGCUGCUGCGCCGCCGCUGAUCGUACCGGCCACGCUCUCCUCCACACCCUCUACGGUCAGUCGCUCAGGCAUAACACCAACUACUUCAUCGAGUACUUCGCCAUCGACCUGAUCAUGCAGGACGGUGAGUGCCGUGGCGUCCUCGCCUACAACCAAGAAGACGGCACCCUCCACCGUUUCCUCGCCAACAACACCGUCCUGGCUACCGGCGGCUACGGACGUACCUACUUCAGCUGCACCUCGGCCCACACCUGCACGGGUGACGGCAUGGCUAUGGUUGCCCGCGCCGGUCUGCCCAACCAGGAUCUCGAGUUCGUCCAGUUCCACCCCACUGGUAUCUACGGCGCCGGCUGCUUGAUUACCGAGGGUGCCCGUGGUGAGGGCGGUUACCUCCUCAACUCGGAGGGUGAGCGUUUUAUGGAGAGGUAUGCGCCGACGGCCAAGGAUCUUGCCAGCCGUGACGUCGUUUCUCGUUCCAUGACCAUGGAGAUCCGUGACGGCCGCGGUGUCGGUCCUGAAAAGGACCACAUCUACCUCCAGCUGAGCCAUCUGCCCGCCGAUAUUCUCGCUGAGCGCCUCCCCGGUAUCUCUGAGACUGCCGGUAUUUUCGCCGGUGUCGACGUCACCAAGCAGCCCAUCCCCGUCCUGCCCACCGUCCACUACAACAUGGGUGGUAUCCCCACUCGCUACACUGGUGAGGUUAUCACGGUGGAUGAGCAGGGCAAUGACCAGGUCGUCCCUGGCCUCUUCGCCUGCGGUGAGGCCGCUUGCGUCUCCGUCCACGGUGCCAACCGCCUGGGCGCCAACUCCUUGCUGGACUUGGUCGUUUUCGGUCGUGCCGUCUCGCACACCAUCCGCGACAACUUCACUCCCGGCGCCAAGCUGAAGCCCAUCGAGGCCGAUGCCGGUGCCGACUCGAUCGAGGUCCUCGACCAGGUCCGUACCGCCGACGGCCCCAAGAGCACCGCCGAGAUCCGUCUUGCCAUGCAGAAGACCAUGCAGAGGGAAGUCAGCGUCUUCCGUACCCAGGAGAGCUUGGACGAGGGUGUCAAGCAGAUCACCGAGGUCGACCAGAUGUUCUCGCAGGUCGGCACCAAGGACCGCAGCAUGAUCUGGAACUCGGACCUUGUUGAGACUCUCGAGCUUCGCAACCUGCUCACUUGCGCUACCCAGACUGCCACUUCUGCUGCCAACCGGAAGGAGUCGCGUGGUGCCCACGCCCGCGAGGACUACCCCGACCGUGACGACCAGAACUGGAUGAAGCACACGCUCAGCUGGCAGAAGAAGCCUCAGGGCAAGGUCGACCUCUCGUACCGCCGCGUCAUCGGCACCACCCUCGACGAGAGCGAGUGCAAGCCUGUGCCGCCCAUGAAGCGUGUCUACUAA